Messenger RNA from Tripterygium wilfordii, 1479 nucleotides. RefSeq names its product probable WRKY transcription factor 30. Gene Ontology annotation, cellular component: nucleus. Lineage: Eukaryota; Viridiplantae; Streptophyta; Magnoliopsida; Celastrales; Celastraceae. Bases 218 to 1198 code for a protein of 326 amino acids. The transcript has 3 exons. Gene Ontology annotation, molecular function: DNA-binding transcription factor activity; transcription cis-regulatory region binding. Gene Ontology annotation, biological process: regulation of DNA-templated transcription. The record is from RefSeq and is a predicted model, not a curated record.
AGCCACAACCCAGAAAACUCAUCAUCAAUCACAAACAAACCCAUUUUUCCUUUUACAUUGGUUUUGGUUUAUGAUCCUGGAUUUUCCCAGCAAACCAAGAUUCAAGUUUUGCUUCUUGAUCAAGUUCUUCAAUUAUUCAACUUCUUUAGUGGCAAACAAUUUUGGCAUCACAUGAACCACCUUCUAUAGUACUCUAUCUAUACACAUCAAGAACAAAAUGGGAGAUUGGGAGCAAAAGAACCAUUUGAUAAAUGAGCUUGCAGAAGGAAGAGAGCUGGCAAAGCAACUUCAGAGCUAUUUGAAUCUGCCAUUUUCGCCUAAUGAAACUCAAGAAGUUUUAGUUCAGAGGAUUAUAGCUUCGUAUGAGAAGGCGCUUUCUAUGCUGAACUGCAGUGUUGGUACCUCAUCACCUCCUUCUCUAAAUGGAAGUCCCCGGAGCGAUCAAGACUCCGAUCCCGAGCACCGGAAUACCAGAAAGAGCAUGCCAAAAUGGACUAAACAAGUGAGAGUUGGCCCAGGAAUGGGAAUAGAAGGGCCUCUGGAGGAUGGUUUCAGCUGGAGAAAAUAUGGCCAGAAAGAUAUUCUUGGAGCCAAACAUCCAAGAGGAUACUACAGAUGCACUCAUCGACACGGCCGAGGUUGUCUAGCCACAAAACAAGUGCAAAGAUCAGAUGAAGACCCCACAAUCCUUGAUGUUUCCUACAAAGGAAGCCACACUUGCAAUAAUUCAUCAUCAUUAGCAGCAGCAGCACCACCACCACCAGCAGCUGAUCAAACUCAUCAACAACCAACUCAACAAAACCAGUCGGAAGAACAGCUUCUCAUGAACUACUUCCGGACAGGCCUCAAAGUCCUAACAGAUGACUUACACACUAAUCAUCAAGACAACACAGUAAUCCCUUCAUUCCACUACCCUUCUUCCUCCAAUAUCCAAAACUGGCAAAACAAUCUGGCUGAGAAUUUCACACCUCCAUUUCUGUCUCCUGCAACAUCUGGGACCAGCUAUUUCUCUGCGUCUCCAAGUGGGUUUAAUAGUUACCAGAAUUUUCAGAGUGAUCAGUUGACAGAGAUAAUCUCCUCAUCGGCUGCAACUUCAGGUACUAAUUCUCCCACAAUUGGUAAUUUGGAUUUCCAAUUUGGGAAUGCUCAUGAGUUUGAUCCCCACUUCACAUUUGACAAUCCUGGAUUCUUUUCCUAAUUCAAUCCAAAGUAUGUGGAAGUGAAUAAAUUGUAACAAAAAAAAAAUCAUUGUUUCAGAUGGUUAAAUUAGUAGUUUGAACCUCUUAAUGCAUGUUCGUUGGGGGUCACACAUUCUAACAUCCAUUCUGACGCGAUUUAACGUUAUUUCUGCACUAAGUGUUUGGAAGAAAUUAAGUUUUGAUCGAUCUUGUUAACAUUCAAGAAUUUCUCCCUGUUAAUCAUAGCAAUUGUAUUAAUGUGAGGUCGAAUCUUUAAUUACAAAUUCCAGUUCUACGACAA